Messenger RNA from Psammomys obesus (fat sand rat), 1492 nucleotides. It is a transcript of the gene Pnpla5, whose product is annotated as patatin like phospholipase domain containing 5. Bases 111 to 1403 code for a protein of 430 amino acids. The record is from RefSeq and is a predicted model, not a curated record. Lineage: Eukaryota; Metazoa; Chordata; Mammalia; Rodentia; Muridae. Gene Ontology annotation, molecular function: triacylglycerol lipase activity. Gene Ontology annotation, biological process: lipid homeostasis; triglyceride catabolic process. The transcript has 9 exons. Gene Ontology annotation, cellular component: membrane; lipid droplet; cytoplasm.
CUCCAACCCAGCCUGGUCCCAGCCCACUGGGGCUCAGCACUCGGUCCUUCCUGUUCCAGCACUAUAUCCAGACUGAGGUGUCUGCAGCCCCGCAUCUCAAGAGCCCUAGUAUGAACUUCCUAGAGGCAGAGGGCGGCUGGAACCUGUCCUUCUCAGGCGCGGGCUACCUGGGCCUCUACCACAUGGGCGCCACCCAGUGUCUGCGCCAGCGUGCUCCUCACCUCCUCCAGGGUGCCCGUCGCAUCUAUGGCUCCUCUUCAGGCGCUCUCGUCGCCGUGGCCAUCAUCUGCAGCAAGUCGGCAGACUUCUGUUGCUCCAAUCUCCUGGCCAUGGUGAAGCACCUGGAGCGGCUGAGCCUGGGCAUCUUCCAUCCGGCCUAUGGACCCAUUGAGCACAUCAAGAAACAGCUGCAGGACACGCUCCCUGACAACUGCCACAUCCUGGCCAGCCAGAGGCUGGGGAUCUCUGUUACCCGAUGGUAUGACGGCCAGAACUACAUAAUCACUGAUUUUGCCACUCGGGAUGAGCUCAUCCAGGCUUUGAUCUGUACCCUGUACUUCCCAUUGUACUGUGGGACGAUCCCCCCGGUGUUCAGAGGGGAGAGAUACAUUGAUGGGGCUCUGAGCAACAACCUGCCCUUCUCCGAUUCUCCCACCACCAUCACUGUCUCUCCCUUCCACGGGACAGUGGACAUCUGUCCCCAGAGCACCUCGCCCAGUCUGCAUGAGCUAACCAUCCUCAAUGCCAGUCUGCAGAUCUGUACCAGCAACUUCUAUAUGGGGUUUAUAUCCCUUUUCCCCCCCAAGCCUGAGGUGGUGGCUGAUUAUUGCAGACAAGGUUACCUGGAUGCCCUGAGGUUCCUGGAAAGGCGGGGACUCACCAAGGAGCCAGUGCUGUGGUCACUGGUAUCUAAGGAGCCUCCAGCCCUUGUGGAGGGGCCCAGGGACACUGAGCAUGGCCAGAGCCGGGAAGAUGGCCUGACUGUCUGGCGGGACACCCCUAAUGUGCUGGUCAGGGAUGUGCCGGACUUCGAGCUGCUGUCACCCGAGCUGGAGGCUGCACUGAGGAAAGCAUGCAAACGGGACUUCUGGGCCCGUAUCCAGUGCUCGGUGCCAGGGAGGGCACUGACCUACCUGCUACUGCCUUGUACGCUGCCCUUUGAGUAUGUCUACUUCCGGAGCCGGAGGCUGCUGCUGUGGCUGCCGGAGAUGCCAGAUGACCUGUGCUGGAUGCAGGGCCUCCUGAAGAGUACAACCCUCAAGGUCUACGCCAAGGCAAAGAGACAGCUUCUCAGGCUGGGCAGCUCAUAUAUCAGCGCAGUCUCUGCUCCCCUCCAGCUGUGGACAGCUGCUCCUAGGAACCGGGCCUCGAACGUCAGGCUUACUGAUCGUGCACUGGGAUAGGUCAUGCACAUGUGUGACGUGACCCCCGAACCCUGUCCUUGCCCUCAUCCUGUGUGCUCAUGCCUGCCUCUUGCAGUGGGGACUCUGGC